Messenger RNA from Ectocarpus siliculosus, 3036 nucleotides. The record is from the annotation of a GenBank genome assembly. Lineage: Eukaryota; Phaeophyceae; Ectocarpales; Ectocarpaceae.
AUGGCGGAUCGGCAGUGCGAAUGGGCCGCCUGCCAGAAGCAGCCCUACUUCGCGCUGGACAUGCGGGAUGCGCCCAAGUUCUGCUACAUGCACAAGUCGGACAUCCAUGUGGAUGUCCGGAAGAAGAGCUGCGAAGCGGACAAGUGCGACGUCAAGCCCAACUACGGGUUCGAGGGAGGCGUCCCUCGCUUCUGCGCGGCGCACAAAGAGGAGGGGAUGCAGAACCUCGCCAGGGGCCGCUGUAAGCAUCCCGGGUGCCUAAAGUUCGCCAGCUGCGGCAAGGAAGGAGGCUCGCCCGAGGUGUGCGGAGACCACAAGACCAACGGCAUGGUCAAUCUCAACGGGAGGCGCUGCGCUCUGCCUGGCUGCAAGACGCACGCGAGCUACGGCAUCGAGGGUACGCGGCCUCGCUACUGCGCCAAGCACAAGACGAUGGACAUGAUGAACCUCGCCAUCAAGAAGUGCGACUUCGACGGCUGCCUAGCACAGCCCAGCUUCAACUUUCCCGGCGAGAAAAAGCCAAGGUUCUGCUCGAAACACGCCCUGGAAGGGAUGGAGGACGUGCUCGACCGCCACUGCGCCAUGUCCGGGUGCGACCGCCAGCCCAUCUACGGCAACAGCGGCGAGAAGACAGGCAGGGCGAAGUGGUGCCCCAACCACCGCCCGGCAAACAGCCACGACGUAAAGACGUCGCGCUGCCAGGUGGAAGGCUGCCAGAAACACCCCAGCUACGGGUUUAAGACCGAUCGCGUGCGUCGGCGCUGCCGCUUGCACCGGCUGGAGGGCAUGGUGGACGUCAAGAGCCCCAAGUGCGAGCUGCCGUCGUGCUACAAGCAGCCGUGCUGCGGCCACCUCGGUGCGAAGGCGAGGUUUUGCUCGGAGCACAAGCAGGAGGGGAUGGUCAACCUCAAGACCCGCGCGUUCCGCUGCAAGCACAGGGGAGAGCCCAAGCCGGACGAGGAGGAGGAGGAGGAGGACACCAGCGGCAAAGGCCGCGGCCGCGGCACCCGCAACGGCAAGGGGGCGCCUCCCAACAAGAAGAAGAGCAGGAGGGCGGUCACUUGCAACCGCGCGUGCCGCUUCGCCUACCCCAACGAGAUGGCCGUGUAUUGCGCCGUGCACGCUCUGGAGGGGAUGGUGGACGUCCUCAACCCGCAGUGCAGCAUGGACGACUGUCUGGAGAUUCCCACGUACGGCUUUGCCGGUGAGCAGCCUACGUUCUGCAUGGUUCACAGCGGCCCCGGGAUGCAGGUUAUCAUGCCGCAGAGCACGAACGUUCUGCACUGGAGCUCGGAGGCGAGGCGGCAGGCGGCCGCCUCGGCGCUGGAGGCCAAGAGGAUAGCGGGCCUGAGGCAGGCCGGGUCAGCCAAGGUCUCCACGCUGCCUCCCAAGAAAGACAUAAACGGGCUCAUGAAGAUCCAGAAGGCUCACAUGAGCGCCGCGAAGAUGGUAGCCGCCUCCAGGGUGUCGGACGGCGGUUUGAACGAUGCCGGCUCGAGCCUUGUACCUACCUCCGACCUGGCGCUUGCCUUCGGCGCGAGCAUGGACGACCCUAUGUCCCCCGCGGGAGGAGAAGACGGGGAUGUCGACGUGUCGGCCAUCUCGUCCACCAUCAACCGCCGCCCGGACCUCGCCGCUGUCGGCAUGCCCGCCGCCGCCGCCGCCGCUUACGCGAUCGAGUCUGUGGCCGGGGGGGGCGUGGCACCGGCAACAACGUCAGCCUCCCGGCUUCCCGGCAUCGACCUAGAGAGAGCCGCCAAUGUGGAACGGGCUGCGACCAUCGCCGCCGCCCUCGCCACCGCCGCGAAGGGAAACCCGUUCGCAUCACGGCAUCGCCGCCUGUCGACCAAGGAGUCAUCGUCGCCGCCGUCGUCGGCGGCAACGGCGAGAGCAGGGGAAGAGGAUAGCGCUACUGUGAGAGCGGCGACGCCUCCGCCGCCGGCAGCGGCAACGGAAGGCGGCGAGGAACGCAGCGCCGCGCGCCAGUCGGAAGACGGCGCAGGCAGCAGCGGCGGCGCUCAGGAGUCCUCGAGAGGGUGCGCCGCGAAGACGAGAAAGGGACAGGGGGGCAAGACCGCGACGCGCACGAGCUCGCGGCGUAAGAAAUCGAAGACGGCGAUAUGACCGUGACCCGUCACGCCACUCCCCUGUUGUCGUAGAGCAGACGCUAGCCGUAGAGAAACGAGAGACCGUCGAUCAACUCGAGUUAUCUCGAGACCUCGAGGAGCGAUUGAUGGCAUUGGCCGGGGUACCCGUGUGGUAGAGAAACGAGAGGCCGUCGAGCAGCUCGAGUUGUCUCGAGACCUCGAGGAGCGAUUGGUGGCAUUGGCGGAGCUGACCCGCUUUCCGGCGGCGUGAGGGUUGGGGCGGGCGGUUCAAGAGCGGCUGUCCGUGCAGCUCCCUAGACGACUAGUGCUGGACACGCGUUUGAGGCUGUGUCCGGUCCCGGCGGGUCUUGUGUACUAUGGUAGGUCCUGCCUGCACUUGGUUUGGGAUUCUUCUGCAGCAGUUUAACCGCACCAAGCACCAUUGAAAAAAAUCCUUCUCCCUCCGCUGGCGGAGGGGGGGAGGGACCCGUGGCCUGUGCGUGCUAGGUUCCUGCUGGAACCGGUACACUCUGUGGAAAAGGAAUCCACAUCCGUCAUCGGCAUCGUAGGUGCAAUGUUACAUGCGCGAGAUCCAUGUGUUUGACCCCUUGAAACAUUGAAGGAGCUCGGCGAACUGUCAAGAGUUUGUCUGGUGGGUUGUUAGUGUUUUUGGUCGCGUUUUCGAUUAUAGGAGGCAGGUGCGCUGAUACAGCUGCAAACUGGGAAUGUAAAGGAGGGAGAGGGUUAGUGGAGGGAUGGCUCCGAAAGAGCUACUGUUAGUGCUGUAAACACCGAGUUGUUGUAGUUGAGGUUGUAUGGUACCGGCGUGACGGAGAAAAAGACUCUGACGAUGUGCAAGUCCGGUUUUGGCUCUCCGCUUCUUCAAGAGAACAACAGGAUGACGAUGCCCGGUACGGCCGUAGCUGGAGGCGCAUGCUAUGUCCAAGGG